AUGGCUGGCGCUGGCAAGUCGUUGGGGCCCAAAGAGGCGGGCUUCCUGGACGUGGCAACCUAUACCCUCGCGGGGAUCCUCCUCUUCUUCCUGGUGGUGUCCCUCACCUUUGAGCGGAGCACGCAAUGGCUCAUGCGAUACCUGAAGAAGCGGAAGCGCAAUGGGCUGGCGCAAGCUGUAUCCAACCUGGUGCUGGAGCUGACGCUUGUGGGCCUGGUGUCGCUGCUGCUCAUCGUUCUGCAAGACCCCAUCGCCAACAUCUGCGUGCCAUACUCGUCGAGCACGAUACAGCAAUGGAGCUUGAUAGGCAACGUGCCGGGCUGCGACUGCUGCCUGGAGGACACAGACACCGUGGGCUCCUGCUUCUUGGCGAGCCGCCAGUGCGGCGACGACUUCUGCAACUGUGGCGGCAAGAAUGCAUCCUGCCUGGCGGAGGAGCCGUCCCUGCAAGACCUGCUGCAGGAGUGGAGCAACAGCUCGGGCUGCACCCCCACAGAGUGCAGCCUGGAGUACCUGCAGCGCGCGGCGGAGACGCCGCAGGCGGAGGCCGCGCGAGACGCGCUGAAGCUGGAGUGCGAUGGUGAGCGGGGCAGGCCGGCCAGCGCUGAGGGCACGCCGUGUGCUGCUGGGUGCUGUGCACCCCUGUGCUGCUUGGAAGUCCACAUCUUCAUCUUUACGGCGGCCAUGACCCACGUCUUCAUGGGCAUCCUCAUGAUCCUGCUGUCCACCUGGCGCCUGCGCUCCUGGCGCCGCCUUUGCGGGGACGAGGACGAGCAUGCGCGCGGAGUGCGCAAGCUGCUGGACCGAUCGACGACGCCCGAGGUGCAGCCCGCUCCCACGGGCUGGCAGCGCCUCAUGAACUCGCGCCUGCUGCGGCGUCACACGAUGCCUACGUCCCGCAGCCGCGGCGCGGCCUCCUCGCCGCCCGCCGGUGCUGGGUCCCCGGCCACCACCCCUGCCUCGCCAACUGCCGCUGCUGCGGCUGCUGCUGAGAACGGGGCCGCAGCUCCAGCCGCUGCCUUCAAGGAGGACCAGCCAGCUCCGCCGCCGGCCCGAGGUCACAGCAUGCCCGCCCUCGUUGCGGCGGCGGUGGCGGCCUCCAAGCAGGCAGAGGGCGGCGCCGCCUCCGACAAGCUCGAUCCCAGCGAGCACAGCCGUGGCAGCGAUCAGCUGGCGGUAGCAGAGGCCGCGGCAGAGCGGGGCCAGCAGACGGCGCAGCAGCAGCAGCCGCCGUCGGACAGCACGGGCGGCGAGCCAGGGCAGAAUGGCAGCAGCAGAGUGGCCAUCCUGGCUCCAGUGGCCUCCAAAGAAAUGGAUGGGUCGACCUCCAUCAAGAGGGGCGACUAUGCCGGCUGGGCCCAGGAGUACGCCAUCUGCCUGCUGCACAUGCUGCUGCCGCGCCCCGUGUCGGCCGAGCAGCUGCGCCUCAUGCGCGCCUCCUUCAUGCUCUCACACCGCGUGCCCGAGGGCUUCGACUUCUGGCUCUACAUCAAUCUGUCCAUGGAGGACGACUUCUCGCAGAUCGUGGGGGUGUCGCUGGAGAUGCACGUGUGCCGCGGCGCCAAGGUUAACCAGCUCAGCUCCCAGGUGUUUUGGUUCAACAAGCCCGCCCUGCUGCUGCACCCAAUCAAGUACCUCCUCUUCCUCUGCUCCUUCAUGUUUGCCUCGGCGGUGAGCAACCAGCGGGCUUGA
Molecule: messenger RNA, 1692 nt
Organism: Chlorella variabilis
Lineage: Eukaryota; Viridiplantae; Chlorophyta; Trebouxiophyceae; Chlorellales; Chlorellaceae
Exons: 9
Coding region: 1-1692 (563 amino acids)
Biological process (GO): defense response
Cellular component (GO): membrane
Source: RefSeq, a predicted model, not a curated record